AUGGCAGAUCUUCCGCUCGAGCUGCUCGAAGGAGUGUUCCUCAGGCUGGGUCCAUUGGACCGACUGAGCGCUGCUCGCACAUGCCGGAGAUGGGCAGAGAUCAUGUGCGAGCCGAAAUGGCUUGAAGCUGUCCAGUUCGUGAUUCCAGGACCCGAAGCCAAAGAAGCCGCACUCGCCUUCAGGCAGAGUCCCCGGCAGUACAGAUACCUCUCCGUAACGGGAGGUAAUCUGCAUACGUUCGAUCGGGGAUUCUGGAACGCUGUCAACGAAAAGAUCCGAGAUUUGCGCAUCAUACAAUGCAAAUGGUCCUUUCGGAGACUCUGCGACAUUCUGGGACUAUGCAGGGACAUCGAAUCUCUCCAAUUGUUGACGGAAGAGACCCUCGAGUUGCUGCGCUCCUUGAUGCCGGGACUGGCAUCGAUAUCCCUGACCUCUUCCCUCGAUACCCGCUCCCGGGCGUUCAGCGGAGCUCUUGCCGGACUCUUGAAUUCGGGGCAACGGCUCAUAGAGCUCGAUCUCAAUUUGAGACACCUAUCCGAUGCGGACGUAAUCGGAGUGCUCCGAAAACACUCGGAAAGCGUCGAAUGGCUCAGAUUAGGCGGUUGCCAUUCCCUGCAGCGGGAAACUUACACCGCCAUCGGAGGCUGCCGCAAACUGCGGCGUCUGUCCCUACUAGGGGCUACAAGGUUCGAUGACGCUCACCUCCGACAACUGUCCCUGACCGCCCCUGAUCUGGAACAUCUGAGCAUAGGGGGCUCCUCCUCUAUCUCGAAGACAGGAUUGAACCGAAUCUUCAAAUACGGGAAGUUGAGGCGUCUCGCCCUCGAACACAACCGAAUCGUCGCUAGCUCAUUGACAUCGCUAGGAAACCUUUCGGAUCUGCGGCAUCUCUACCUCGUGGGCGUUUUCUGCGAUGCGAGAGUCUUCCGAGACAUUGCAAGCUUGAAAGAGCUCCAGAGUUUGAUUCUGGCUUCAGGUGCCAUAAGCUCUGGGUGCUUCGGCUUGAUGGUCGGAAACCUCAGCAAAUUAGAGAUGCUCGACGUAGGGAGCUGCGAAGUGCUUACGGACGAGGAUGGAAUCAAGUUCUCUCGUCUGAAGAAGCUCAAGUAUUUGAGGAUCAGGAGAGCCCCCAACUUCACCGCGGCAGCCUUCGAGAGGGGUCUUGGAUCCUCGGCAAUGGCGUCUCUCGCCUUCGAAAAAUGUUCCCUCGACGAUGACGCGCUCGUGAGCAUAGCCGAGCAUCACCCAUCCUUGACAGGGUUCAUGGUUCACGAAUGCGGCAAGAUCGGAGAUCAGGGCUUGAAGAAUUUCUUGCUGCACCAACCGAACCUCAAGGGACUCACAGUGCAUCAUUGUAAGUCUUUGACGAGCCAGAUCGUGUCAGAAAUCGAAAUUUCUUUCCCUCGACUGAGCUACACCGUGGAACUGGGAAUUGAAGAGGAUUGCAUCGUGGAUGUCAUCAAUUGA
Galendromus occidentalis (western predatory mite) is the source of this 1467-nucleotide messenger RNA. RefSeq names its product F-box/LRR-repeat protein 7. The transcript is spliced from 4 exons. The coding region runs from base 1 to 1467 and encodes 488 amino acids. Gene Ontology annotation, molecular function: protein binding. Gene Ontology annotation, biological process: SCF-dependent proteasomal ubiquitin-dependent protein catabolic process. The record is from RefSeq and is a predicted model, not a curated record. Gene Ontology annotation, cellular component: SCF ubiquitin ligase complex. Lineage: Eukaryota; Metazoa; Arthropoda; Arachnida; Mesostigmata; Phytoseiidae.